Parnassius apollo (apollo) is the source of this 4533-nucleotide messenger RNA. Lineage: Eukaryota; Metazoa; Arthropoda; Insecta; Lepidoptera; Papilionidae. The record is from the annotation of a GenBank genome assembly.
AUGUUUGGUUUGCUUUGCAUCCAUUUUACAAUUUAUUUAAACCCUGUACUUCAGAAUUCUGUAAUGGCAAGUGAGGGACCAGCUAAUACUAAUAACGUGGAGGAAGAAUUAGAAGAAGAGCAUUUGGAUGAAGAAUCCAUUCUUACGGAGUACGAUCCUGAUGAUUUUCUGUCGGGUGCUGUUAACAGCUUGGACUCAACAGUUCCCUCGAAUUUUUUAGAGUUUGAAGUAGAUCCGAAUUACCGCAUAGCCAUAGCAGAAGACAGAGAAGGUGGCCGAGAUCCGUUGAUCCUGCUUUAUACCUGGCCGCAGAUGGAAAUAGAUGCAGUGUUACGCGACGGAACAACUAAUGCCUAUUCUAUACUAGACUUCAGUCCUGAUGGUGAGCUGCUUGCUUCAGUGGGAAAAGAACCUGAUUAUAAUUUAACUAUUUGGAAUUGGAAAAGACAUAAAAUUCUUUUAAGAACAAGUGCUUUUUCUUUUGAUGUUAGCACUGUCAUGUUUUCGAAAUAUUGCCCUGGACAAUUAACUACGGCCGGUGCGGCACACAUAAAGUUUUGGAAAAUGGCUCACACAUUUACUGGGUUAAAAUUGAAAGGAGAACUUGGCAGAUUCGGUAAAACUGAGAUUUGUGACGUCCUGGGAGUAUACCCUAUGCCAGAUGAAAAGGUGCUCUCCGGUUGCGAGUGGGGCAAUAUUCUGGUAUGGGAAGCUGGACUUGUCAAAUUGGAAGUAACACAGCGUGGUCGAAAAACUUGUCACAAAGCACCAAUAAUUCAGUUUAUGCUAAGUCCGGCGGGUGACGAGGUAACAACUAUAUCUCGCGAUGGUUGCGUUCGGGCCUGGUAUUGGGACACAGUAGAUCAAGCUGAUCCACCCGAGGAUGAUCCUUACGUCGAGCUAAACCCUGUUGCGGAGACUUGUGUGCCCGGUUGCCAAAUCAUGUGCCUUAAACAUCAAAAAGAUAUGUACUGGUAUGCUCAAGAUGGUAAUGGCGGCAUUUGGACAGUAGACUUGGAAAUAGACAAAAUCGAGUGUAAUCAUCGUAAAGUGUUGACUAGCCACGCUGGUGGUAUAGUAGGAAUGGUUAAUUUACGCUUGCAUCCUUUACUUAUCACCGUGGGAGAAGAUGGCGCGCUACACGUGUAUAACACACAAAACCAAGUACUUCUUGCCAGAUACCAAUUUCCAAGUGCUAUAACAUGUUUAAUGUAUCCUCCAAUAGAUGUGGAUCCAACCGCAAGAAUCAUUAUGGUUGGGUUUGCGGAUGGUGUAAUGCGUACACUUUUGCUACAUCCAGAAAGAUUUCUAUCAGUGACUUCACUCCUCGAUGUGCGAAUACAUUCCGCUAUAACCAUACAUAGUGAUGACUCCGUGAACGCAGACGCAUUGGAUCUGAUUUCGUUUCUCAAGCCUCAUUCGAAGUCUCUAACUCAAAUAACGAUCAACAACCAACACACGUUGCUUGUGACUUGUAGUCAGGAUACCACAAUAUUUAUGUAUCAAUUGAAGUCUGGCACACCAUUUAUUUUACAAAAAUUGGGAUACAUUGAAACACCAAAUAACAUAACAUACAUGACUUGGAAACCAAAUGAGGAACGAGUAUUACUCAUGUGUGGUCAGGUUGGUUUUUUAAUGGAAGCUGUUUUACCAGACGUCUCAGUUCGUAAAUACACUGAAAUAACUACCUUCAAAUUGGACUUUGUGUCUUAUAAAGAAACUACUGUAAAAAAACAUUAUAUGCGUCAUCGGCCUUUUCCACAAGAAGAAGACUUGGCAAGUAUAGACGAGGAAGCAUUAAAAGCUAGAGAAGAAGCAGAAAAAGAAAACACCGAAGAGGAAGAAGAAUGGACUGGUGAAAUUCAACUAAUUGAGAGCGAAAGUAUGCUGGGAACUACAGUGACAUGGGCGAAAUAUUGUGAAGAGGGUGUAUGGAUAGUACAACGCGGGACCGGAGCCUUGCUACUAGUGCAACCAGGUCAAAACAAGAUACUUAAAUAUGGCCCCUUUCCUGAAGCCUGGUGUGAAGACAUUACUACUUUAAAAUUUAUAUGCGGCGGCCGCUAUCUAAUUUUUGGUACAAAUACCGGCUACAUACGCGUUGUUAGGAUGCCAACAGAAGAUGAGGAUUCGGAGGAACAUCACUAUUUAACGUGGAAAUUGGCAUUACAGAGUCUUCUCCGUCAACUUAAGGGCAGACGCCUAGCGAAAGAAGAGUCUCAACCCACGCCACGUAUAGAUUUCAUUGACAACUAUUACCUUCCCAUGCACAAUAGUUAUACAGGGGCUAUAACAUGUAUUGAAAUCACCUCUGACGGAAGACGACUUUACACAUGCGGAAAAGAUGGUAAUAUUUUCUCAUAUACAAUCAAUUUCUCAGAGCCGUUGCUACCAGAAUUAGAAUUACCAAGAGUUUUAGAAAUACCGAAAAUGGAAAAAGUAAAGGAACCUAGUACUAUAGACGGGGAAAUUAUGUCCCAUGAACAGCUCAAACAAAAGGAAGAGUACGAUAAAAUGAUGGCUGUAGCCAAUGCGCACAAGAAACAAGUCCGUAACCAGCUCGCUGAGCUCACGAUCGAAUUCAGUAAACUGAUUAAAGCGAACCGCGCUUUACCAGUCUCGCAACAAAUCGACUUGAUUCUAGACCCUCGACCAAUAAUGGAACUCGAAAAAGAGCUUAACGAAGCUAAGGCUCUAACCAGAAGAAAACUAGCACACCAGCUGGAGGCAUCUGAUCUGGCUUAUCAAAAAAUGUACCACAGGAAUAUAAUACAACUAGAUGUGUUCCCCUUUACAUUAAAAGCAAUCAGAGAUCCAGAUAUUAUGAUAAGGCCGCUGCGACAGAAAAAUCUUUCUAAAGUUUUCUACGACCAAUUGGAGGAAGUGUAUCAGAAAAUGGCUGAAGCGGCAUUAAAAGGAAGCCGACAUGGAACUAAAACGCACCAAAUCCACUGCGCGUCGUACCCAAUACAGAAAAGCAACCUGGGGGGGCCUCCACGUGUAGCAUCUUUCUUAUUGGGUUUACCGCCCAACCCAUCACAUAUGCUAAAAAAAGCCCUGCGGAAUUAUUACCAACGAAUAAAUCGUCAUCACUUACAAUUUAUUGAGUGGCAAGAGCACUUGUCUCGCAAACCCGACCCGAAUGCAAUGCCGCCAGGAGCAGCUGAAGCUCUAAAGGAGGCUGAAGCUACCAUCGGCAAUCGUCUCCUGAAAACCCAACCAGACUAUGUUGCUUCGCCUGGGCAUAACACACAACUGAGAAUUUGCCUGGCGAGAAAAGAGGUACACGACACUAAACGCGAAUUCAAUGAAAAAGUUCUUGAACUAAGGCAGCACAAAUUGCGCCUCGUACAACGAAUGAAAGAUAUUGGGGAGCGCUUGACAGAAAUUCGAGCUGAAAUUCCCCAUAAUUUGAUUAAAACUCCACCUCCAAUUCCAGUAAUUGACGACGACCUUGAAUUCCCCGAAAAGAACUUAGAGAUAAAGCCUAUUGUUAUUCAACCGGGUCCAAAAUUAACUGCGGCUAAAAAAUCACUGCAGGAAAGAAGAAAGUCCUUAGUUUAUCCUCAACCACGAGUACGUCAGCCGCGAGUUUCAAGAUUUAUACCUAUUACAGAAAGCCGCCCAUUAACAGCGACUUGGGAGCUUUUAAAAAUUAAACAAGGCCAAGAGUCUUCAGCGAUAGAAGUCGAUAUUCGAGAAAGACGUAUUAAAAGACAUCUUUAUGAGCAAGACAUGUUACUAGUGGAUGCUGCGAUUUCAGUCCAACAAUUCGAUUCCCGUCUCAGAGAACUACAGAGAGAACGCAUACGAGUACAGGAAAAAAAUGAACUUUUGGAACUUCAUUUAUACCAAUUGCAUCAAGAAAUGAACGUUCUGAACCGCUUCGAAGCGCAAGAAGAUCGGCUCGCUGAGCGCGUUUACGCUAAGCUGAUGCAGAUUCGCGGCAUUCAAGAUCAAAUUCAAGACUGCGAGCACCGUAUCGAAGAGCACAUUACUGAAAAAGAAGAGCUGGACGAGGCAUGCCAGGAAAUGCAACACCAGUUUAAACAACUCGUGCAGGAUAAUAAAUUUGCUGAUUUCUUAAGAAGAAUUUUUAAGAAAAAAUACAAGCCACCUCGUGAGCGGGAUGACAAUGAGUCAUCGGAAUCUGAAUCGUCGACUUCAUCUAGUGAAGAAGAAGAUGAAGGAAGUCUCGAUAGCCGUGAUAUUGGCCCGAUACGUUUAGAUCCCAAUGUUUGUCCCGAAGGAUGUGACAAAGUAAUCUAUGAUAAAACUUACGAACUCCGUAGUAACAGACAUCAAUACGAACAAGAAAUGCUGGAAAAAGAUCGUCUUAUAGAUCUUCUGCGCAAGGACAUUGACGCUCAUAACAAAGUAAAACGAACGAUGUCUACGAAACUGGAUAAAAGGAAGAACGAACUGAAGGAAUUUAUGUGCCAACAACCAAUCCAGGGAUUAAAAUUACAAUCUGUAGAAGCAAGCUAUCCUCGGGAGGUCGGAUUACAAAAAAAGAUAGACCUCUGUGGGUGA